AAAAACAUUCCAUACAUAUCCACAAGUGAAAAUGGGUUGCGACAAAUAUGUGAUAAUCGCCCUUGUUUCCGUUGUAGGUUUAAUAAUCCCGGCGAGUGGGCAGAACGCGGCGCAGGACUACGUGAACGCCCACAACGGACCCCGGAGCCAAGUGGGCGUGGGGCCGGUGAGCUGGAAUCCGACACUGGCCACGUACGCGCUGAACUAUGCCAACACGAUGACCGGGAGCUGCAAUCUGACGCACUCGACGGGGCCCUACGGGGAGAACCUAGCCAAGGGCAGCAGCAGCAGCUUCACGGGAGUGUCGGCGGUCAACCUCUGGGCCGCCGAGAAGCAAUACUACGACCACGCCAACAACUGCUGCAUCGGCACCAACCAGUGCUUGCACUACACGCAGCUCGUGUGGCACGAUUCCACCCAGAUAGGCUGCGCCCGCGUCCGAUGCAACAACGGCUGGUACUUCGUCAUCUGCAGCUACCAGCAACCCGGCAACUGGGAAGGCGAGUCGCCUUAUUAGAAAUAACCUAAUUUAUGGACACACCAUAGUAGUGGAAAUGCAUAUAUAUAAGCUUUCCGCUCUGCUCUACACUAAAUAAGGCUCUCUUUAAUUUUUAGCCAAGAACAUAAGCAACUGUAUUACUUCACACCAUACAUUAUUAGCUUACGUUCUUUUUCUUAAUUUCUUUCUUCUUUUUUUUGGAAGUCCUUGAGGCCUAUAUAUAUGCAGGCCCAAAAAAUAUAUAAAGCUAGCUAAGAGUUAUCUAAUUGCAGAUGCAUGAUCAAAUGUUUCUGGUUAUGUGGGGAAUUGCAAGUUAAGUUUAGCCUGUUAA
Molecule: messenger RNA, 830 nt
Organism: Salvia miltiorrhiza (redroot sage)
Lineage: Eukaryota; Viridiplantae; Streptophyta; Magnoliopsida; Lamiales; Lamiaceae
Product: pathogenesis-related protein 1-like
Exons: 1
Coding region: 32-517 (161 amino acids)
Source: RefSeq, a predicted model, not a curated record